CGCCUUAGCCCGCUCGAGUUUCAAUGCGCGUUGUUGCCAGACGAAGCUGAGUCCCAUACAGCGCCCGCAGCUCUCUUGAUCAUGGCUUCUUCGAGUUCCUUCACCUACUAUUGCCCUCCAUCUUCCUCUCCUGUCUGGUCGGAACCUCUGUACAGUCUGAGGCCCGAGCACGCGCGGGAGCGGUUGCAAGACGACUCGGUGGAAACAGUCACGUCCAUAGAACAGGCCAAAGUAGAAGAAAAGAUCCAAGAGGUCUUCAGUUCUUACAAAUUCAACCACCUUGUACCAAGGCUCAUUUUGCAGAGGGAGAAGCACUUUCAUUAUCUGAAGAGAGGCCUUCGACAGCUGACAGAUGCCUAUGAGUGUCUGGAUGCCAGCCGCCCAUGGCUCUGCUACUGGAUCCUGCACAGCCUGGAACUCCUAGAUGAACCCAUCCCUCAGAUAGUGGCUACAGAUGUGUGUCAUUUCCUGGAGCUGUGUCAGAGCCCAGAAGGUGGCUUUGGAGGGGGCCCUGGGCAGUACCCUCAUCUUGCACCCACAUAUGCAGCUGUCAAUGCCCUGUGCAUCAUUGGCACCGAGGAGGCCUACAACGUCAUUAACAGAGAGAAGCUCCUUCAACACCUGUACUCACUGAAGCAACCUGACGGGUCUUUCCUCAUGCAUGUCGGAGGUGAGGUGGACGUGAGGAGUGCAUACUGCGCUGCCUCGGUAGCCUCUCUGACCAACAUCAUCACUCCAGACCUCUUUGAAGGCACUGCCGAAUGGAUAGCAAGGUGCCAGAACUGGGAAGGUGGAAUUGGUGGGGUACCAGGGAUGGAAGCCCAUGGUGGGUACACAUUCUGUGGCCUGGCUGCACUGGUAAUCCUCAAGAAAGAGCGCUGCUUGAACUUGAAGAGCUUGUUACAGUGGGUGACAAGCCGACAGAUGCGGUUUGAAGGUGGAUUUCAGGGCCGCUGCAACAAGCUGGUGGAUGGCUGCUACUCCUUCUGGCAGGCGGGGCUGCUGCCCUUGCUGCACCGAGCGCUGCAUGCGCAAGGUGACCCAGCCCUCAGCAUGAGCCACUGGAUGUUCCAUCAGCAGGCGCUGCAGGAGUAUAUCCUGAUGUGCUGCCAGUGCCCGGCCGGGGGCCUGCUCGACAAGCCUGGCAAGUCACGUGACUUCUACCACACCUGCUACUGCCUGAGUGGUUUAUCCAUCGCUCAGCAUUUCGGCAGCGGAGCCAUGUUGCACGAUGUGGUCCUGGGAGUGCCUGAAAAUGCUCUGCAGCCCACUCACCCUGUGUACAACAUUGGACCAGACAAGGUGAUCCAAGCCACCACACACUUUCUGCAGAAGCCAGUCCCAGGCUUUGAGGAGUGUGACGAUGAGGCGACAUCAGAUCCUGCCACCGACUAGAGGACCCCACAGCCCUGAGCUUACCCACCUUCCCCAUCAGACAAGGUUUCAACGUUUCGGUACAUAGCGCACCCUGUGCUCCUGGAGCCUUAGCCACCACGGAGCUGUGGUUUUACGUGUCCUUUCUUGUCAAAGCGAUCGGCUCCAGAUUUGCAAUAGACAGUGGCGUGGUUUUUAAAAUUCUUUUCAUACUUUUAAAACCAAAACUGUGAGCCUGUGCAGUGAGGUUGGGGAGCUAUGCACACUGGGAGGAGGCACUCUCUCCCACCAGCCCGCAGCUCGGGAAGCCACGCUGAACUGGAGGGUCUGUGACUGUCACAGCGUCCUUUGCCACUGCUGAGCCUCUCGCCCGCACAGGACUGUCUGGGCACCCUUGUGCGGGUGAAAAAUCAGUUGGCUCCAUGCCAGGGUGGGACUUUGGGUUACUCCAAAAUGAGUUUCCUGGAAGGGUGUGCCAGGGCUGCAGUUAAUGGGCUUGACUUUCUCCUCUGCCCUGGUCAUUUACAAAGGACAGGAGCUGGCCACGGAGGAGAAAGGUGAGGAGUCCCUCCCCACAGCACGGGACAACUGAGCCACACAUCUCUCCAAGGCCACAUUUGGUGCAGGCAAGGCUUGUUUUGUCCUAGGUGUGGUGACUUAGACCCUGCUAACCAAUUAUGAGUGAGAGACGGACCUCUAGAUCAAUUCUGUGCCAGAGGAAGCAGCUCCCAGUCCCGAAACCCUGCCCCGCCCCAUCAUGUACCAUGAAAAGCCCUCAGGCGUCCUGAGGGCAGCGCCUGCAGCCCGGGGCUCUUCUGUGUGUUGCCCUUUUUCUUCCAGCAGACUCCUGACCCACCCUCCAAGGCGGUGUUGACUUUUCUCAUCCAGAGUAUUAACACUACUAAGUCUUUCACCUAAUUAAUGACUCAGGAUUUAUUCCUGUCCUGCCCACUCGAGGCUCACUGAAAGAAAACCAAGUGUUAGACAUGCUGGCUACUGCAGACAGUGGUCUCGUAAACUUGGGGCAGUGGGAUGUGCGUUGCCAGUGUGUGGGACCCUGGCAGUGUCUCUGCUCCUCCUGCACGGGGUCAUUUGAUGUCAGUGGGGUGCUGAGUUUAGUCAUCCGUUCACUGCAAACUCAUGUCACCCGGCCUUCAUGUGAGAGGUGGACAGGAGCUAGGAGGUGCAGCAUGAGGCUCUACUCAAAACUCACUAGCCAUUUGCUGCCUCUAAUUCCCUGUUGCUUUGGCGUACUGGGCUGUGUAUUACCUCCUUGAAAUAAUAAAAGAGUAACAUUUUC
Messenger RNA from Jaculus jaculus (lesser Egyptian jerboa), 2674 nucleotides. It is a transcript of the gene Fntb, whose product is annotated as farnesyltransferase, CAAX box, beta. The record is from RefSeq and is a predicted model, not a curated record. Gene Ontology annotation, cellular component: protein farnesyltransferase complex. Gene Ontology annotation, biological process: protein farnesylation. NCBI's taxonomy places the organism in Eukaryota, Metazoa, Chordata, Mammalia, Rodentia, Dipodidae. Gene Ontology annotation, molecular function: protein farnesyltransferase activity. The transcript has 12 exons. Bases 82 to 1395 code for a protein of 437 amino acids.